Pestalotiopsis fici W106-1 is the source of this 1221-nucleotide messenger RNA. RefSeq lists its product as uncharacterized. Bases 1 to 1221 code for a protein of 406 amino acids. NCBI's taxonomy places the organism in Eukaryota, Fungi, Ascomycota, Sordariomycetes, Amphisphaeriales, Sporocadaceae. The record is from RefSeq and is a predicted model, not a curated record. Gene Ontology annotation, molecular function: zinc ion binding; 5-methyltetrahydropteroyltriglutamate-homocysteine S-methyltransferase activity. The transcript is spliced from 3 exons.
AUGGCUGCCAAGCAAGCCCCGCCUUUCCGUGCCGAGCACAUGGGUUCGCUUCUGCGUCCUGACAACCUCCUCGAGAUCCGUGCCACCAUCCGGGACAAGGGCAUUUCCGAGGAGGAGGCCGGUCUCCCGGCUGUCGAGAAGGCUGCCGUUGCCGAUGUCGUCAAGCUGCAGCGCGAGCUCGGCUACAAGGCCGUCAACAGUGGCGAGUUCAACCGUACCCGUUUCUGGGGUAUGAUGUGGGAUGAGUUUGAGGGCACCGAGGCACUUCAGAAUGCCGAGGCCUCCAUGUUCCGCCUGUACCACCCAGACGUGGUCAGUCUGAUUGAGAAGGACCGCAAGGUGAUGCCGGGCGACUCGCACAUUGCCUCCAAGAAGCUCACGCACGACCCGGCCAAGUCCGUGUCCAACCUGCACGAGCUCCGCCUCAUCCAGGCCGCCCUGCCCGAGAGCGAGUGGAAGGACAUCAAGCUCACCAUGAUCACCCCGGCCUGGUUCCACAUGCGCUACAAGCAGGGCAGGGCCUACACCCCCGAGGCCUACGCCAACGACGCCGAGUACUUUGCCGACGUUGCCAAGGUCUACCAGGCCGAGCUGGAGAUGCUCUACAAGGCCGGCCUGCGCAACGUGCAGUUUGACGACCCCGGAAUGGCCUACUUCUGCUCGGAAAAGUUCCGUCAGGGCUGGGAGGAGGACAAGGACAACGACGGCACCGUCGACGACCUCCUGGACGCCUACAUCAAGCUGUACAACGACUCCAUCAGCAAGCUGCCCUCUGACUUCCACACCGGUAUCCACCUGUGCCGCGGCAACUUCAUCGGCGGCCGCCACUUUGCCGAGGGCGCCUACGACAUUAUCGCCCAGAAGCUCUUUACCGAGCUCAACGUCGACACCUUUUACCUCGAGUACGACACGGAGCGCGCCGGCGGCUUCGAGCCCCUCAAGUACCUCCCUACUAACAAGAAUGUCGUCGUCGGCGCCAUCAGCACCAAGCUCCGCGAGCUCGAGGACAAGGAGGCCACCAAGCAGCGCCUCUACAAGGCUGCCGACUUCAUUGCCCAGGGCAGCGGCCAGACCCGCGAGGAGGCCCUCAAGCGCGUCUGCGUCAGCCCUCAGUGCGGUUUCUCUACCCAUGAGAGCGGAUAUCCCCUGACUCUCGAGGACCAGAAGAAGAAGCUGUCGCUUGUGCGCCAGAUUGCUGAUGAAAUCUGGGGUGAGCCUUAA